GACACUCAGCCUUGAGCCAUGGAGCUCAGCAUCCUCCUCCUCCUCGCUGUCUUCACAGGACUCUUACUUCUCCUGGCCAGGGGCCACCCAAAGACCCACAGCCGCCUCCCUCCAGGUCCCCGUCCUCUGCCUUUCUUGGGGAACCUUCUGCAGAUGGACAGAAGAGGUCUACUCAAAUCCUUCCUGAGGUUCCGAGAGAAGUACGGGGAUGUGUUCACCGUGUACCUGGGGCCCAGGCCGGUGGUCAUGCUGUGUGGGACGGAGGCCAUACGGGAAGCCCUGGUGGACCAAGCUGACGCCUUCGCUGGCCGUGGGAAAAUUGCUACCGUUGAGAAAACUUUCCAAGGAUAUGGUGUCAUUUUUGCCAACGGAGAGCGCUGGAAGACCCUCCGGCGAUUUUCUCUGGCCACCAUGAGGGACUUUGGGAUGGGCAAGCGGAGCGUGGAGGAGCGGAUCCAAGAGGAGGCUCAGUGUCUGGUGGAAGAGCUGCGGAAAUCCCAGGGAGCCCUACUGGACCCCACCUUCCUCUUCCACGCCAUCACUGCCAACAUCAUCUGCUCCAUUGUCUUUGGAGAACGCUUCGCCUACAAAGAUCCACAAUUCCUGAGGCUGCUGGACAAUUUCUAUGAGUCCUUUGCAUUGAUCAGCACUUUCUCCAGCCAGGUGUUUGAGCUCUUCUCGAAUGUUCUGAAGCACUUUCCCGGCACACACCGACGAGUCUACAAAAACAUGAUAGAAGUCAACACCUUCAUUGCCCGCAGCGUGGAGAAGCACCGAGAAACCCUGGACCCCAACACUCCCCGGGACUUCAUUGAUACCUUCCUGCUCCGCAUGGACAAAGAGAAGUCCAACAAGGACACCGAGUUCCACCAGCGGAACCUCAUCCUCACUGCGCUGUCGCUCUUCUUCGCUGGCACGGAGACCACGAGCACCACUCUCCGCUAUGGGUUCCUGCUCAUGCUCAAAUACCCCCACAUCACAGAGAAAGUCCACAAGGAGAUUGACCAGGUGAUCGGCUCCCAUCGUGCUCCCACUCUGGAUGACCGAGUCAAAAUGCCAUACACUGAUGCGGUCAUUCAUGAGAUUCAGCGAUUCGGGGACCUCCUGCCCAUCGGUGUGCCCCGUGUGGUCACCAAAGACACGAACUUCCGAGGGCACAUCAUCCCCAAGGACACUGAGGUGUUCCCCAUCCUGAGCACUGCCCUCCACGACCCACAUUACUUUGAAAAACCAGAUGACUUCAACCCGGGCCACUUUCUGGAUGCCAAAGGGGCACUGAAGAAGAUUGACGCUUUUAUGCCUUUCUCCUUGGGGAAGAGAAUUUGCCUCGGCGAAGGCAUUGCCCGGACAGAAUUAUUCAUCUUCUUCACCACCGUCCUCCAGAACUUCUCUGUUGCCGGCUCAGUGGCCCCUGAAGAGAUCGACCUUACACCCCGGGAGUCUGGUGUGGGCAAAGUACCCCCCACGUACCAGAUCCGCUUCCUGCCCCGAUGAGGGGGCAGGGGCAGGGGCCAAAGGAUUCCGGGGGCUGUCCGGGGUUCCCACCUCUCCUGAGAAUGGUCCCUGAUGCCCUUCCCAUCUCCCCAUCUCUGAGAGACCUGCUGCUGUAGGCCAGGAGCCUUCCCAUCUUGGUUGUAGCUUCCAAUCGGAAGGUCCUUCCUAUCAUCCCGUCUCCUCCCACCAUACUGCAAGUUUUCUGAAGACGCCAGGUCUUUCUGCCUUCCUCUGGGAAGGAGUUCCAGAGUGGGAAGCAACCUCAGAGAGAUCCAACUCCUUCCUUGUUGUACCUCAAGCAACUGGGGCUUCUCAGGGGACACUUGGCAAGGGACUUCUCAGUCGUUGUGUCUCUGCAGGCUGAGCGCCUUCUUCUCAGGCCAACCACAGUCUCCACUUAUCCCUGCCCGGUGCCCCAGGAGAGCUGGACUUAGAGGGCUCUCCAUGCAAGUUGACUCCAGUUCUCCUCUCCACAGCCCUGUGUGGCGGGUGCAACAAUCAGGCCCAUUUUACAGCUGUGCAAACAGAUCCCCCCGGGAAUGAUACCUGUUGUCCAAGGGCAAAUAAUGCCAGUGAGCGGAGGAGCCAGAGCCUCUGCUGGUCUGUCUGGGGCCAGAAUUCCAACGCUGCACUGCAGCCUCUUCAAGUUUGGAAUAGUCCUCCUUCUUAGCUAGCUCUGCCACUUUUCCCUCUGUGUGAGGGUCUCUCCUGAGCCUGUGCCCCUCCUGAGUCGUGUGACUCUGGUGCCCUGUCCUCUCGGAUACUCCCUUUUAAUAAACACCCGAAGCUGAUGUGCCCACACCAGGUGCCCUUC
Molecule: messenger RNA, 2308 nt
Organism: Echinops telfairi (small Madagascar hedgehog)
Lineage: Eukaryota; Metazoa; Chordata; Mammalia; Afrosoricida; Tenrecidae
Product: cytochrome P450 2B4
Exons: 9
Coding region: 19-1494 (491 amino acids)
Biological process (GO): xenobiotic metabolic process
Cellular component (GO): cytoplasm; intracellular membrane-bounded organelle
Molecular function (GO): iron ion binding; oxidoreductase activity, acting on paired donors, with incorporation or reduction of molecular oxygen, reduced flavin or flavoprotein as one donor, and incorporation of one atom of oxygen; heme binding
Source: RefSeq, a predicted model, not a curated record